GUCGUUCAGGUCGCUGAUCGUCUCUUUCCUGUCUGCACAUGCAGUUUAUCUGUGCAGCAUUCUUCUUGUAUUGAACAUCCAUCAGGAUGGCAGAGAGCACACCACCGCCCCCAGACCUGGAUCCAAGUAUAUAUUCGUUGGAUGAGCAUGAAUCAGCCUUCUUCAAAUCUCAGACGGGCAUCCCGGACGAUGAAGAGUUGAAGAAACAUAUACUCAAGGUUCAGGAGAAAGCUUAUAAGGUUUAUCCUUAUCCAUGCAUUCGGCGCUUCGCAUUUGCAAGCCUUAAGAUCUCUCGCCUUCCUGCGUAUGAGCGGUUUCUGCAGCUAGGCAAAGAACGAAACUGCGCCAUAUUCCUCGAUAUCGGCUGUUGCUUUGGCAAUGAUGCGCGUAAAGCCAUAGACGAUGGGUACCCUCUGCGUAACGUGAUUGCAUCGGACUUGCGCCCAGAGUUUUGGGAACUCGGACACGAGCUCUUCCGGUCGACUCCAGAGCCAUUUCCCGUGCCUUUCAUCCCAGGAGAUGUCUUCGACCCGGCUUUCCUGCAGCCAGCACCCGUUGUCUACUCCCCUCCCUCGACGCCUGUCCCCGACUUGUCGUCCCUUACCUCAUUGACACCCCUUAUCGGUCACAUCUCCGCGAUACAUGCAUCAGCCUUCUUCCAUCUUUUCAACGAACAGAAGCAGUUUGAGCUCGCCCAGAAGACGGCUUCAUUAUUAUCUCCUGAACCAGGGUCCAUGAUUUUUGGUUCACAUGUCGGCUUGCCUCAUAAGGGGCUCAGAACAAGGAGGGGGAGGCCGGCUGGGGCCCCGCUAUUUACUCACUCCCCCGAGAGCUGGAGGGAGCUAUGGGAUGGACACGUUUUUGACGAAGGUAAAGUUAGGGUUAAAGCUGAGCUGAAACAGGUAGAAAGACCGGAUCUGCCGCCAGGCGAUGUGCAUUACCUUUUGGUAUGGUCGGUAACGCGGCUAUAGAAGAAGUGCACAUUCUGUACCAUGUCGCUAUCUUCCGCCUCUAUAAGCGUAUGCCACAUCAGUUGUUGUGAUCUUUCCCUGAAAUAUUGACCUGUCCAGGUCCCUCUGGCUCGAAUUGCAUCGGGACUUCUAUCUUGCUGAAUCUCCACCCCAGAUGAUAUGACUUCUCAUUGGAGUACAGGCUGGUACAUGCAACUGUAUCCUCAUUGACUGGAUCCAGCCGCUAGCUGAGAUGCGAC
This is a messenger RNA of Gloeophyllum trabeum ATCC 11539, 1210 nucleotides long. RefSeq lists its product as uncharacterized. The transcript is spliced from 7 exons. Lineage: Eukaryota; Fungi; Basidiomycota; Agaricomycetes; Gloeophyllales; Gloeophyllaceae. The coding region runs from base 87 to 971 and encodes 294 amino acids. The record is from RefSeq and is a predicted model, not a curated record.